UUAUACUUCCACAAUUUUGUAGGUUCGGACUCUUUGGAUUUGGCUAUUUUCGUAAUUGUCUUUUAUUUUUUCAAAAUUCAUUGAUUUCUCUUAAUUAUUCAGUGAUCAACUACUUUAAGAUGUCGUCGAUUACAUUGAAGGAUGUUGACCAGCACAAAUUUGUUGCAUCUUUUUCUGCAUUCUUGAAAAAAAGUGGUAAGUUGAAGCCCCCAGAAUGGGUUGACUUGGUGAAAAAUGGUAAAUUCAACGAAUUAGCUCCAUAUGAUGAAGAUUGGUAUUUCACUAGGUGUGCUGCCACUUUAAGACACAUAUACUUCAGGUCGCCUGUUGGUGUUGGAUCUCUUACCAAAAUUUUUGGAGCACGCAAACGUAAUGGAGUGAGACCAUCCCAUUUUUGUCGCAGUUCUUCUGGAAUUGCCCGUAAAGUUCUUCAAUCUUUAGAGCAAAUGAAACUCAUCGAGAAGGCUGAUAAUAAUAAUGGCCGUCGAUUGACUUCUCAGGGUAGGCGAGAUUUAGACCGAAUUGCUGCUCAGGUAAAACAAGCUAAAAAGAAGAAGCAAGCACAGUUGGCUGCAGAAUCUGCAGGAUUCUCAGUGCUUAUUCCAAAAACUGAUUAAAAAUUAAGUGUAUUUAUUUUUGUGUAAGAUUGGUACAUUGUUGAAAGUAAUAAAUACACU
This is a messenger RNA of Sipha flava (yellow sugarcane aphid), 677 nucleotides long. Its product is annotated as 40S ribosomal protein S19-like. Gene Ontology annotation, biological process: ribosomal small subunit assembly; translation. Gene Ontology annotation, molecular function: RNA binding; structural constituent of ribosome. Lineage: Eukaryota; Metazoa; Arthropoda; Insecta; Hemiptera; Aphididae. The record is from RefSeq and is a predicted model, not a curated record. The transcript has 4 exons. Bases 120 to 617 code for a protein of 165 amino acids. Gene Ontology annotation, cellular component: ribosome; cytosolic small ribosomal subunit.